AUGUUUCAGCAGCAAAAUUCAAUAAAAUUGCAAGCAGGUGAAGAGAAUUCGGAUUAUAUUCAUAUAAUUCGCGUCGGGACCUUCAAAGAGCAUUCAGCUACAGAUUCAAAUUUCGAAAACAUGGAUGAUAAAUGGCGUGAAUCAGCACCAAUCAAUAAUAUCGAAAAUUCUUCGUGGAUUCGAAUUUUUCGCGCUUUUGAUGUAGAUCAUGAUGGUUUUAUCCAGUGUAAAGAUAUGCAACAAGUAAUUCGAGAUUCAACAUAUUCUUUUGGUUUUGAUCACUAUGAGGUACGGUAUUUUUGCCACGUGACAAUAAUUUUGAUUUACCAAUUAUUUUUUGCAGCUUCAAAAAAUGUCAUUGUUUCUUGAGAUGCGCGAAGGGAAACCGAUCGAUUUUACUGAUUUUUGUUAUUUGGUACGUUUGAUACUCAGUCAAGAAAAUGUACGCAGCAAAUUCCAGAUGAGCAAAUGCAAAGGCUACAAACUUCGUGAAUUCCUUUUCACUGCAGCAAUGUCAAUCACACCAAAACCUCAGCGAAUUGUUGUUUUCAGCAAAUUACAGCGCUACAAAUGUCUUCCUCCACCAAUUUUUAUGCUUUUAGUUAGCAUAAUUCAAUUAAUUUUCUAUAUUUAUUAUGUGAUCGAUUCAAAAGAAGGUGUUUGGUCGAACGGACCAAUUCCAACGAUUUCCGAACUUAUCCUAAAUCCAAGGCAUUUCAGCUUUGCUGAAUUUUGGCGAUUUUUCACAUAUCCUUUGAUUAACAUCGGAAUUUUCCACGUGAUUUUCAAUAUUUUUAUCCAAAUAUUUAUCGGGAUCCCUAUGGAAAUUUGCCACGGAUUUUCCCGCGUAUUUUUGAUCUACUUAUUUGGUGUGAUAUUUGGUGCAAUGAUGCAUUUGGCUAUGGAUCCUGGAGUGUUUUUGAUGGGCGGUGCGGCUGGAAGUUUUGCGAUUCUUGCAUCGCAUUUGGUGAUAUUGACGAUGAAUUUGGGGGAGAUGGAAGGAGCAUUGAAGAGAGUUGUGGGAUUUGCGAUUUUUGGAGCCAUGGAUUUGAUGUUGGCAAUUUAUCAGAGGUUUUAUAUGAGUUAUCGGGUGGAUAAGGUGAGAAACAAGAAAAUAUUUUUGACUGCAAAAAUCUAGUUAAUAUUGUAGUUUUAAAAAUAGUAAAAGAUUUAUGGACAUUUUUAAGCAGCCAAAUUUUGCAAAAUUUUUGCUGUUUCAUAAAAAUUGUUGUUCUUUUAUUCAAAAAUAUCAUGUUUGACUGAAAAAUCCUUCAAAAGUUCAUUUUUUUCCUUAUAAAAUUUUUUUGAAAUUAUAAAAUUUCACUGUUUCAAAAUUUCCAAAUAACUUUCCGUGAAAUUUUUGAUUUUGAUGGUUCGUCGUCGGAAUCAAAAAAUAUUUCAGUAAAUUUUAUAAUAAUUUUCCGAUAUGAAAAAAUUAUGUCACGUGGAAUGUCACGUGGAAUGACCAAAUGAUUUUUUGGAAAUUGUGUACACUCUGUUCAUUUUCCACCUUGAACAACCGAAUUGCAAUGUUUCAAUAAAAAAUUAUAUGAAAAUUUUGAAACAGUUAUUUUUUCCAUUUAUAUUGAGUCAUCAAUAUUCCAUAAAAUUUCUAAUUUUCAAAAAAUUUCAUAUGAGACAGUUUAAACGGUGAAUAUUUCUAGAAUAUUAUUCCAAUUAAAAUUAUUCCAAUUCAAUUCACACAUCAUCUCUUCUAUUAUCAAACUUCAAAUUUUCUUCGAAAAUUCAUAUGAACUUUUUGAAUCAGUAAAUUUUUGUGCUUACAGAAAUGUUUUUUUGACAAAAAGUAACUUUGACUGUUCCAAUUUCACUAAUAAAGUAUGUGAGUCUUGAAAAAAAUUAAUUAACUUUUGAAACAGCGAAUUUUUUUGAGAAAAACGAACCGAAAAAGAUGGUGUUCACAUUUUCCUUCACCCAAUUCAUAAUUCCAGGUAUCAUUCUACGGUCCAAUUGGUGGCCUUUUCGCUGGCAUAUUCUUCACAUUUAUCCUACUAAAACAUCCGAAAUCCUCUCGUUUAUUCACUGUUUCAUUUUGGAUUUCUUUGGUUUUGGCAUUUUUCUACAUGGCAGUUUGUAUAACUCUAAUUAUUGCACCUAAUUAUUUGCAACAUUAA
Caenorhabditis angaria is the source of this 2135-nucleotide messenger RNA. The record is from the annotation of a GenBank genome assembly. NCBI's taxonomy places the organism in Eukaryota, Metazoa, Nematoda, Chromadorea, Rhabditida, Rhabditidae.